Molecule: messenger RNA, 1930 nt
Organism: Striga asiatica
Lineage: Eukaryota; Viridiplantae; Streptophyta; Magnoliopsida; Lamiales; Orobanchaceae
Source: the annotation of a GenBank genome assembly
CAAUUACAAAUUUAUCAUCAUAACCAAAUUGCUCCUCAUCAAUCCUUUUUAAACCCCCCUUUCCCUCCAUAUAACACAACUAGCUAGCUCCUCAUCACAAACAUUGAACCACAUAACAUCUCUCUCUCCCUCUCUCUCUCAUUCUCUCCAGAGAGAUUAAAAAACAAUGGGUGCCCAUCGACAUUUUGACCCGAUAUCAAAGUGCAGCACGAACAACCGAUCGAACCAGACAGUAGCGGCCGAUCUAGACGGCACGCUAUUGCUCUCGACUAGCGCUUUUCCUUACUACAUGCUCGUGGCCUUAGAAGCCGGAGGCCUUUUCCGAGCCGUGCUACUAUUGGCUUCCGUCCCCAUAGUCUACUUCGUCUACCUAUUCGUCUCGGAGGCACUCGCGAUCCAGACACUCAUCUUCGUCUCGUUCGCGGGCCUCGAGAUCCGCGAAAUCGAGCUCGUGGCCCGUUCAGCAUUACCUCGGUUUUACGCCGGGGACGUGAACCCGGACACGUGGCGCGUUUUCGACUCGUUCGGGAAGAAGUGCGUCGUGACCGCCAACCCUAGGAUUAUGGUGGAGCAUUUUUGCAAGAGCUAUUUGGGGGCGGACAAGGUGCUCGGGACCGAGUUGGAGGCGACGGGUUCGGGCCGGGCCACGGGCUUUUUGAGGAACCCGGGUGUUCUUGUUGGGGCCCACAAGAGGACGGCAGUCGUGAGGGAGUUUGGGCCGGCUAAUUUGCCCGAUUUGGGCCUUGGAGAUAGAGAGACGGAUCACGAUUUCAUGUCCAUAUGCAAGGAGGCAUAUAUGGUGCCUCGUACAAAAACCGAACCACUCCCGAGGAACAAACUCUUGUCCCAAGUCAUAUUCCACGAGGGACGCUUAGUACAAAGGCCCACUCCAUUAGUGGCACUUGUCACCUUCCUAUGGAUGCCACUUGGCAUCAUCUUGUCCCUUGUUAGGGUCUACCUCAACAUCCCCUUGCCCGAAAGAAUCGUACGGUACACGUACGCCGCCCUCGGGAUCAAGCUCGUCAUUCGGGGCAACCCUCCCCCACCUCCCAAGUCCGGUGGCGGCGUAUUGUUCGUCUGCAACCACCGCACGGUGCUCGACCCGGUGGUCACAGCAGUCGCUCUCGGUCGAAAAAUCAGCUGCGUGACUUAUAGCAUCAGCAAGUUCUCAGAGCUGAUUUCGCCGAUUAAGGCGGUGGCCUUGUCGAGGGAAAGGGAUAAGGAUGCGGCAAACAUUCGGAAGUUAUUAGAGGAGGGCGAUUUGGUCAUUUGCCCAGAAGGGACCACGUGCCGUGAGCCGUUUCUGCUGAGGUUCAGCGCGCUUUUCGCGGAGCUGAGCGAUAGGAUUGUUCCGGUCGCGAUCAGGACGAGGCAGAGCGUGUUUUACGGGACGACGACACGCGGGCACAAAGUGUUGGACCCGUAUUUCGUGUUCAUGAACCCGAGGCCGACGUACGAGGUCACGUUUCUGGACCAGCUGCCAAUCGAACUGACCGUUAGAGGGGGUAAAUCGCCGAUCGAGGUUGCGAACUAUAUUCAGAGGGUGUUGGCCGGGACAUUAGGGUUCGAGUGCACGAAUUUGACGAGGAAAGAUAAGUACGCGAUGAUGGCGGGAACUGACGGGCGCGUGGAGUCGAAGAAGGAGAAUGGGUGUGAAGAAAAAAAAUGAACUUUAAUAUUCAUUUUUAUUACAAAAUGUUGUUAUUUAUUCCUCCAAAUUAAGGAUUUUGGGUUAAAAAAUAAGAAUCAAAAUCAAAAUUAUAUGGGAAGAAAAUGAAAUAGAGUUUAUGGAUAGUGUUUGGCCAUGAGGUUGCACAAUGACUAUCAAUAUUAUGUAUAAUAUUGGUCUUUUUUUCUUUACUAAUUCAUUUAGCAAUGGGUAAUAUAAUAUUGUCACACCUAUGAAUGAUGUAAGAUUAUUCAACAAAAG